AUGCCUCCACCCCCCCGAACCACCUAUCUUGAUGGUCUCCGCGGCAUAGCCGCCACCAUCGUAACAACGAACCACUUCUUCAUGGGCGGGCUCCUCGACCACGCCUUCCGGUCCUACUGGGCGUCGCCCCCUUCCGCGAACCGCCAUCUGAUCCAACUCCCUCCAAUCCGGCUCCUCUUCGCCGCCCACGCCAUGGUCCCCCUCUUCUUCGUCAUCUCCGGCUAUGCCAUCAGCAUCAACCUCCUUCACGCCCGCAACACCCACCCCCACACCCUGCUCAAAUCCCUCUCCUCAUCCCUCACCCGCCGCGGCCUAAGAAUCUACCUCCCCGUCAUCCUCCUCGCCACACUCUCCCAGCUCAUCUACUACCUGGGCCUCUACCACUGGCCCUUCGCCGAUGACAUCGUCUGGGGGCGCAGACCGCUCACUGCCCCGGGGUUCCAUCUCACGUACCUGCUGCGCUAUCUGCUUGAUAUUGUCAAUGUGGUACAGUUCCACCAUAAUCCCGGCUUGAAUGGGCAGUUGUGGACCAUGCCGAUGGAGUAUCGCGGGAGUUGUGUGGUUUAUUUGGUCGUUUCCCUAUGUUUUCUAUUCGGGCUGCAUCUGCUCUGUCUCGGCGACGACGGGUCCCUAACCCCCGGAUACCAGUUUCUGGGGUAUGUGCAGUCGCCGCGAUGGGACGACGAAUGGGCGAUUCUGAGCAAAUCAUGGAAGUCGCUGGGCGCGGUACUGCUCGUCUACGCGGUGGAUUGCUCGCCCGUGUUGCAGCGUCCGCUGAAUGCUCGUCUGUCGCAGUAUCUCGGCCGCAUCUCGUUCUCGUUGUAUCUCGUGCAUCAGUCCGUGUAUCAUGUGGCGAGGGAUCCCGUCAGGAAUAUGAUAUGGUGGAUGCUCGCGGGGUCGGAGUAUCCGGUGUCGAUGGAGGAGGCACGGAUGGCUGGGAUGCCGUUUGUCCUGAGCUGGGUUGGUACGGCCGUGGUUGUCGGCGCGUUGGUACUUUAUGUUGCUGGGCUGUGGACUAGGUGGGUGGAUGUGAGGUGUGUGAGGGCUGCUAGGGGGGUGGAGAGGUGGUUGACGGGACAGUAG
Aspergillus heteromorphus CBS 117.55 is the source of this 1083-nucleotide messenger RNA. Its product is annotated as acyltransferase family protein. Gene Ontology annotation, biological process: polysaccharide biosynthetic process. The transcript has 2 exons. Gene Ontology annotation, molecular function: acyltransferase activity, transferring groups other than amino-acyl groups. The record is from RefSeq and is a predicted model, not a curated record. The coding region runs from base 1 to 1083 and encodes 360 amino acids. Gene Ontology annotation, cellular component: membrane. Lineage: Eukaryota; Fungi; Ascomycota; Eurotiomycetes; Eurotiales; Aspergillaceae.